Messenger RNA from Hibiscus syriacus, 736 nucleotides. Its product is annotated as nudC domain-containing protein 2-like. Gene Ontology annotation, cellular component: cytoplasm. Bases 56 to 532 code for a protein of 158 amino acids. Gene Ontology annotation, biological process: protein folding. The record is from RefSeq and is a predicted model, not a curated record. Lineage: Eukaryota; Viridiplantae; Streptophyta; Magnoliopsida; Malvales; Malvaceae. The transcript has 6 exons.
CAGAAAAUCGGUAACAGGAAAAACAAUAGAAGAAGAGAGUAGAAACCCUACAAAAAUGGCGGAGAAAUUGGCUCCUGAAAAACGACACAGUUUUCUUCACAACGGCGAGAAGGUAUUUGAAUGGGAUCAAACCUUGGACGAGGUGAAUAUUUAUAUAAACUUGCCGCCGAAUGUUAGCUCCAAGCAGUUUUAUUGUAAGAUUCAAUCCAAACAUGUCGAAGUUGGAAUCAAAGGAAACCCUCCUUAUCUCGAUCAUGAUUUGUUCUCCCCGGUGAAGACGGAUUCAUCUUUCUGGACACUAGAGGAUGAUAUAAUGCACAUUACCCUGCAAAAGAGGGACAAGGGUCAGACGUGGUCCUCGCCAAUACUAGGUCAGGGUCAGCUGGACCCUUAUUCCUCCGAUCUCGAGCAGAAGCGUCUCAUGCUUCAGAGGUUCCAGGAAGAGAACCCGGGUUUCGAUUUCUCCCAAGCUCAGUUCACGGGAAGCUGUCCUGAUCCCAGGACCUUUAUGGGUGGCAUCCGUUUUGAUUGACAGUCUUCAUAUGCUGGUUUGGUUACUUACGUUGUCUUGUUAUUAAGUAAAUAAACAAUCUAAUGUGCUUUCUCUUGUUUGUGGUAAGGCUUGAAAUAACUUAUCGACUCGGCUAUCGAUUCGUGUAAUAGUAUUACUACAGUGCGGUUUGUGAACCAUGCUCAAAUAUAAUGUAAGAAAUUGAGUUUGUCUUAUGGACCUUAA